AUGGCUAUAACAUUUAAUUACAACAAUGAUGAAAUUGUUUCAUCACCAACAGUAAUAAUCAAUGGUAGAACAUCCACUGGAAUAUCAAGGGGUAUAAUUUCCUUCACAAACAAUGACAACAAAGUCUUUCCUCCCCAACAUUUUGAAGUGAAUACCAAUGGGAACUUCAAAGCAGUUGUCCAUGUCUCGCCUGGCGAAAGUAAUAAAUUCAAGGUAGAAGUUGCUGAUAAUGGUCGUAUUUCACCCUAUGGGUUCCCUGAAUAUGAUGGUGGUCGUGGUCCAAGAAUUGUUGACUCUGGGAGUUUAACCUUAACUUUUAAUCCUCUUCCUCAAAAUAAACCAGUUCAUUUAUGUUUAAUAAGAGGAAAAGAUUCAAGAAACACGUAUGAUAUGCCUAAAUAUAAGUUACAAAGAGGAGAAAUUCCUUCUUUAGAAAUGGCAAUCAAGAAAAUGAAAGUUAUGGGAAGAAUAAUGCAAGCAUUUACCCAAGAAGAAAUGAGAACUUUUGGAUUAAGCAACCGUUCAUUCCAAUUCGUUGAAGAAACUGUCAGUCAUCAAGGAAUAUUUGGAUAUGAUGUCCAUUCACCUACUCCUCAUCAAGAAGUUAAAAUUCAUGUCUUGACUUCAGAUAAAACUGUUGCAGAAUUAAGAGAUCCAGAUUAUGCCCAACAAAACCCAAAAGCCAAACAAGGAGGUUGGCUUUUCGGGCAUGCAGUGGAAUUAAUUAAACGUACUCCGGAAAUAUAUAAUGGAGGUAGAGAUACUGCUGUUCAAUGUGCAUGUAUAUAUUUGGAUUCUACAUUUGAUACCAAAAUGGAUUUGAUCUUAACUCAUACAGCAUUAGGAGGUGGUACUGGGGAAGUACAAUUAGGAAUAUUUGGUUCUCAUGGUUUACAUUCCUGGCCUCAUAAUUUCCCAUCAAUAACCCCUUGUUUCUUAGAUAGCACCCCGUUAUCCAAGAAAGAAGUUGCCAAUGAUUGUAAUGAAUGCGGAACUAGUUGGGAAUGUUUGAAUAUUACCUUUGGGGCGUUUUUCCACGAAGUGGGACAUCUGCUUGGAUGUCCACAUCAAGUCAAUGGGAUGAUGUUGAGGGAUUAUGUUCGGUUUAAUAGAUCGGUCAUGACUCGUGAAUUAGAAUGUAAAAGAACUGGAUCUAGCGGGAAACAAAUUGGAGCAGAUGGGAAAUGGCCUGAAGAAUGUCAUUGGCAUAAAUUGGAUCUAAUAAGAUUUUUUUAUCAUGAUUGUUUUAGUUUACCUAUUGAUCAAUUUCCAAAGAUAUUUGAAAGUACGAUUCGUCCAAAUCGGGAGUAUCCCGAUAAUCAAACUCCUUCUCUGAGUGUCAUUUCCCUGAAUAGUAUUGUUAUUAAAUCAAAUGCCGGGAUUUUCUUGGUCGAAGUAAUUACUGAUGGUUUGGCAAGAUAUCAUCGAGCAUGGUAUCCACCCGCAUAUGGAGGAGGACCACUUCCAAAACAGCUAACUAUUAACUAUGAUGAAUACUUAAAUGAGCUUAGACGUGCAGAUAGUGGUGCCGCAAGAGAAGAUUAUGAUAUUCGAAUUUUAUCACUUGGCCAGGAUCUCUAUAUUAAUAAUCUUAAAGAAACCAUUUCCAAAAAGCGAAGUGAUGUCAUUAAGGGUGAUUUUGGAUUAAAUAGAGGUACUAUAAUCGGUUUCAAGAGUGAUUUGUUAGGUCAAUCUAAAGAUAAACAAAUGCAAAUUGCUGGAUUUAAUCUUGAAUCAGUCUAUAAAGUUAGAAUUUAUCACGGAGGUGCGUUAGAUGGUGUGAAGUUUUAUUUCCGAUUAGGAGGUGGAGCACCAGCACCACAAGUUAAACAAGGUGGUAAAACGCCUCCUGUACCUCCAAGAAACUACUUGAGUUCAUUUGUUGAUAAAAUGAAAAAGCUUGAUGUUUCUGGAGAUAGAUCGUCAUCACCAUCAAACGGUGGUGUGGAAAGAACCAGUCUCGUGGGUCAUGAGAAAUCUGAUUAUAGCGAAUAUGUUGUGAAUCCUGGCGAGUACAUAACCAAAUUUAUCCUUAGAAAUGGUGCGUGGGUAGAUGCGAUUCAAUUUGAAACCAAUAAGGGAACACGUUCCCCUAUGUUUGGAAAUGCAGGUGGAGGUCAUGAAUCAGUUCUUGAAGCACCUAGUGAUCGUCAUAGAAUUGUGGGGAUGUAUUUCUAUUUAGGUGAUUGGCUUGACGGUUUAGGAGCAAUUUUUGAGGAGCUAUAG
Hemisphaericaspora subhashii is the source of this 2226-nucleotide messenger RNA. Its product is annotated as putative metalloendopeptidase. Gene Ontology annotation, cellular component: cytoplasm. Bases 1 to 2226 code for a protein of 741 amino acids. The record is from RefSeq and is a predicted model, not a curated record. Lineage: Eukaryota; Fungi; Ascomycota; Pichiomycetes; Serinales; Debaryomycetaceae. The transcript has a single exon.